Molecule: messenger RNA, 282 nt
Organism: Phycomyces blakesleeanus NRRL 1555(-)
Lineage: Eukaryota; Fungi; Mucoromycota; Mucoromycetes; Mucorales; Phycomycetaceae
Exons: 2
Coding region: 1-282 (93 amino acids)
Source: RefSeq, a predicted model, not a curated record
AUGUAUGGAGACAGCCAGAAGUAUCUUGCUGAUAUGUUGCAACAAGACAUUGACAAUUCCCAAUAUGAAGAACCUGCAAUGUAUGGAUUUGCUCGUACCAAUAACAUGGAUGAUACAACUUUAGAUAUUGUAAACAAUGAUAAUUGUGACGACGAUGGCUCUGAUGAUGAUGAUGAUGCUACCAUUAUGCCAGUACUCUCUACACAAUCAAGAGCUAGACUUAGUUUUAAAUUGGAUCAAAAUGAUUUGAAAAGCUAUGCUUUUAUAUUGUUAAUGAGUUAA